This is a messenger RNA of Effrenium voratum, 1635 nucleotides long. NCBI's taxonomy places the organism in Eukaryota, Dinophyceae, Suessiales, Symbiodiniaceae. The record is from the annotation of a GenBank genome assembly.
AUGGAAUUGACGUGGGAAGGCGAUCUCGCUUUCAACAUGACCCAGAAUGAGUCUGGCAACGCAUCCGCAUGCAAUGCAUUGCUGCGGCUGGCACCCAGCGCGUCGCAGGAAGAGCUCGACGAAGCCUUCCAGCGCGAUGUGGUGGAGGUGUGGAGCCGCGGCACCCGCAAGUUCACCAGCAACCCACGCCUGGUGGCAUUGGUGGCUGCCUAUGAGGACAUGCUCGGUGGCUCCGGAAAGCCGAGGCAAAAGCCCAGGCGGUCCCAAAAGAGGCCCGGGAAGCUGCAGAAGCUGCACCAGCUGCUCCAAUUCUUGCCAUUGGAACAGCGCCGGCGCUGCAUCGCGGCGCUGCCCGAACAUGUCCGCCGGUCGCUGGAAGGCUGGAUGCUUCAGCACGGCCCGCGACGUGAGCAGCGGGCAGCAGAGUACGCUGCGCACAUUUGGUGCAGCGGAUCUGCACCUUCCCGCCGCUUCGUGGCGGCGGUGCAUUUGGGCCGGGGCCUGCACGUGCAGUCCGCCGAGUGCAAGGACUUGCCUUGUGCGGCCCGCGCGCUCUCCCAGAUGCUGCGGUGGCGUGCUCGCUGCCGCUUGCGCAGCGGCAAGCGCCCCGCGGCCGAGAUGAGCGGCGCAUGCACACGUGGCCUGCCCAAGGAAGCCGCUGAGUUCGCGCGCGGGGUUGUGGAGGCCCAGCCAGCUGACUCCAAGCUCUUCCUGCGGGCGCGCUUGAGGUUGUCAGGGCAAAGGCUGUCGAGUCCUUUGCGUGCUGAUGCGGCCUCUGCCAUGAUGGAUUGGCUCCAGAUGGGUUGCCACAGGGGCGAAUCCCUGCACCCGGGCGGAAGGGCGUGCCCUUCUCCCGAGCUGGCGACUCAUCGUUGGGUACAGACUUGCCAUGCCUGGGCCAAGAUUUGGAAGAAGCGCGGACGGCACCCAGACACAGUUCAGAAGCAGCUUUCCGCACUGCAGGCUCAGUGGCGGGGGGUCUUGCAGAGAUUCCUGCGGCAGCGGCAGCGGGCUCUCAGGCCUGCGGCGCUGAGCUGGCAGUGGGCCAAGUGGCUUGAAGCUGCCGGAUCUUUCCGGAGCCUCGCCACGGCCAUGCCGAGCCCGGCACAGGCGCUUGCCACGGACAUGGCAGUGUUGCCCCUGGAAGAGGAGGACGAGGAAGCGGAGGUGCCGCAGGCGAAUGAGGACGAGGACGACUUGGAGCGGCAGAUGGCGAAUCUGCGGGAGGAGGUUGCAGAUCCGGCCGCUGCCGCACGCAAGGCGAAGCGCGUAGCCGCAGCAAAGGCGGCUCACGCGGCUGCCCUGCGCCUAAGGCAAAGGCACAUGAGACAAGCCCUCUCCUUUGCGCCGUGGGCCCAGAACCCAUCGCAGUGGCAGCAGUGGCAGCAGCCAGCGGAGCCCUCCCGGCCGCCCGCCUGGAAGGCGCAAACGCAGCCAGCUCUUGCCGAGUUUGUGGCGGCAGGCGGGUGGCAUUUGGCUCCAGCGAAGGCCACCGGGCCACGGGAGCGUGCAGCGUGGAGGUUCGGCGAGGCAGGGGUCAUGGCGCAUGACCCCUUCGACUGCAGCUUGAUGAGCCUUGAGCUCGAAGAGCUCCGCAGCUCGGCGAUGGAGAACCUCCAGACCUGUGGGGGGUGA